AUGACCCGGAUUAAGAUUCGUUUGGUUGGAGGACCGGAAGACCAUUUAUUCAAACCGAUUGAAGUGGAUAAUCAGAUUCUAUACACUGACCUGAAAAAGAAGAUUGAAUCUCUCAUAUGUAUUCCAAAGGAUUUUCAACAACUCCAAUUCCGCGGUGAGGAUCUUCCCGUUGUUCUGCGUCCUAUUCAAACAAUUCGAUUUGGCGAAGAACUCGUUGUGAAACAUGCGCUUCUGGGUACGUGGAGUGCAUAUCUGGAGUAUUGCAAAAGUGCCAGUGAUACGAAGAAUCCACGGCUCGCGCGAACCAAGUUUGCACAUCAAGCAAUUGCAUGUUCAAAAGCGCUGCAGAAUUCCGGAUUCUUCGUAGCUUAUGUCGCUUUUUUUGCACAGUGGAGUGAUACUAUGGGCCAAAUGCUGAGAUUUGAUCAGCAUGAUCUCAAACAAAGCGCUACAACAUUUUUCUCCAAGAUGCAUCCCAAUUGUAAAAUCGACUUUAAGGAGAAAGAAGCAACCAAAGAAGUCAAAAACUUCAAGGAGCUGCACAACAUUGAGGAUUUUAGUCUGCAAAAGAAAGUAGUUGUUGAGACUUAUCUGCUCUCCCUAAUCCUUGGAAUACGCGACUUGAAUGAAGAAAACAUUGGUUCGACCGAAGAGAAAGCCCUAUCUAUCGUUGAUUUUUACGUUCCGGCUGCUGCCAACUUUCUACACCGCAGAAUAGUCGACGAUUUUAAGUGCAAAAAUUUGUUCGGUGGAACAUUUGGUGGAAUGGGAAAAGCCGACGAAAUUCUAACCGAAAUUGCACACGAUGAGAGGAUGAAAAUCGCCAAGGAUGCGCUGCCCCAUUGGAAUCGCAUCACUACUAUGACAAGCGACAUCAUUGGCAUGGAGGAAAGCGAAUUGCGAGAACAUGGAAUCAAGUUCUGGACUUCCGCAAGUGACGUCGAGGAUUAUCUCCAGGAUAUCAAAUCGAAUUAUGCCUCCAUAUGUUCAGCUUUUCAA
Molecule: messenger RNA, 999 nt
Organism: Mesorhabditis spiculigera
Lineage: Eukaryota; Metazoa; Nematoda; Chromadorea; Rhabditida; Rhabditidae
Source: the annotation of a GenBank genome assembly